UCUACUCUAGCAUUAUCUUGUUCGCUCAUAACAGACUUUCUAAAAUUAAUUUUGCAGAAAUAUAAACAGAAUUCAGUUAUUUCAAAGUACAUGGUUUAAGGCCGAAAUUACGGCAAAAUGCAAGUUGUUAUAUGUGGGGUGUUAGUUUUUAUUGUAUUGGUGACUGGAAGACCGUACGAACUUCAAGAUGAGAAAGCCGAAUCAAGAUUUACUGUCCACGAAAAACCGCCAGAGUUAGUUGUUAAUGCAGGUCCUGACGGUGUAAAAGUUCAAGCUAAACCAUCCAAAUUACAAGUAAUAGAGCAUCCAUUUGGAGGUCAUGGCGGCUAUAGAGGUGAAGGCUGGGGAGGCCAUGGCGGUGGAUGGGGUGGACAUGGAAUUGGCGGUGGUUUCGGAGGAUUUGGUGGUUUUGGUGGUCAUGGAGGUAGUUAUGGCGGCCAUGGAGGUGGUUUUGGCGGUCAUGGAGUUGGAUAUGGCGGCCAUGAAGGUGGUUUCGGUGGUGGAUACGGUGGUGGAUUUGGUGGUGGAUUUGGUGGCCAUGGAGGUGGUUAUGGCGGUCAUGGCGGUGAUUAUGGAGGUUAUGGUCAUUUCGAUGGUGGUCAUCAUGAUCAUACAACAUACGUUCCAUCCCACACUCCACCUGUUCAUGUUGGUCCCAACGCUCCUCCAAUUCACGUAGGCCCACACGUCCCAGCUGUCCAUGUUGGCCCCCAUGUUCCAAGCAUACAUUACGGUACACAUGCUCCAUUAUAUCAUGUUGGACCUCAUGUUCCAUUUGUACACAUGCCUCCUCCAGUUCACACCGUGCACGCAGGACCUAUGGGUCCACCAGUACAUGUUUCCUCUCCACCAACUGUGUACCAUCAACCACCAGUUGUUUAUCAUCAACCUCAUGUUGUUGGACAUGCUUCUGAUCAUGGCUUUGGACAUGGUUAUGGAGGCGGUGAAGGUGGUUAUGGCGGUGGUUACGGGGGUGGAGGCUAUGGAGGCGGAUAUGGACACGGUGGGGGAUAUGGGGGUCAUGGUUUCGGAGGCCAUGAAGGGGGUUAUGGUGGCCACGAUGAAGAAUGUUGUGAAGAUGGAGGACAUGGUGGUGGUUACGGCGGAUAUGGCGGAUUCGGUGGUCAUGGUGGUGGUUAUGGAGGUGGUGUUGGCGGUGGACACUAUGGCCGAUCGCGCAUCGAAAGACCAGCAGCAAAAGAAAGACGUUCAACAAAAGGUGAGUUUGAAACAACUGACAAGACAAACACGAAUAGACUAUACAAAAGACAAGCACCGUACUAUGGAUGGCAUCCUUUUCCAGCUAGUGUUCAUGUAGGACCACAUACGCCACCUAUUCACAUUGGACCACAUUACCCCCCGGUUCACGUUGGUCCACACGUGCCAGCAGUACAUAUAGGACCUCAUGUACCUUACAUCAAUAUACCAGCACAUGUCCCAGCAAUUCAUGUUAGACCACAUGUACCUGCUGUCCAUAUCAGUCCUCCUGUACCAAUUAUUAAUGCAGGAAACCAUGUACCAGCUGUUCAUGUUACAUCGCCACCCACAGUGUACCACAGACCACCUAUCGUUAUUCAUCAACCUCAUAUCGUACACUCAAAUCACGGAGGUUACGGUGGUCACGAAGUUUAUGGUCACGACGGAGGCCACGAUGGCGGUUUUGGUGGCCAUGAAGAGGCUGGUGGAAUUGUUGCCCAUGAAGGAGGCUUUGGAGGUCAUGAAGGAGGCUUUGGAGGAGGCUUUGGAGGUCAUGAAGGAGGCUUCGGAGGUCAUGAAGGAGGCUUUGGAGGAGGCUUUGGAGGUCAUGAAGGAGGCUUCGGAGGUCAUGAAGGAGGCUAUGGAGGCUAUGGAGGCUAUGGAGGCCAUGAAGGAGGCUUUGGUGGUCAUGAACUUGUUGGAGGACAUGAAGGAGGUAUUGGCGGUGGUUAUAGUAACGGCUUUAGUGGUGGAAAUGAUGGUGGUCACCUUGGUGGAUAUGGUCACUUUGGAAAAAGAAGUGAAAUCGAAAGAGAAGAAGAAAGGAGAUCAGUCAGUGAAGAGCCAGAACAGGGUAAGAUAACAUUGAAAAGCUUGUAUAGCAUGAUCAGACCUAGACGUCAAUUACUUGGUGGAAAUUCAGAUGGUGGCGAUUCAGUCAUUUUUGUUCAUCCUAGUGGAUCCCAAACACCUGUUGGAAACUCUGUAACAGGAGGAUCCCCAUUACCAGGACUAGAAUCUUCUGGCAUGAAACCAGGAAUGGGAAAUGCACCUAUUGAAAAUCCAAUGGCGGGAGGCGCUCAAGGAGGAGCUUUUGCUAAAUCUGGUCUUUCUGGACCUAGUAGUCUGGGGAACAUGGAGGGAAAUUUUCCUGAAAUGUCUCGCAGCAUGCAGGGAUUAGGUGGUAUGGGUGCUUUGGGUGGUAUGGGUGGUUUGUCAAGUGGAAUGGAACAAAGCAAUUCAGGUGGUGCUGUAGACGGAAACAAUGGUCUCCCAGAAUCCAUAAGUUCAGCUAUGAACAUGCCGAGCAGUAACCAACAUGAAGAAGGUGCAUUUCCAAGUGAAAGCCCAAACAUGAAUAUUGGAGGAUUACAGGGUGGUUAUAGCGAUGAAAGUAACCAUGGUUCUGAGGAACAAAGUCAAAUGAAUUAUCAGCGUUCAUUAUUCCCCAGUGUCAAUUACGUCAAUGCUAUCCCUUAUGACAAUAACGGUAAUAACAACAUAGAACAGGAUGACUUAGACAAUUCCACUGAACGUGACGUUAAAUCGACUAUACCUCGUGAGGAAGACGAGGAAGACCUUCAUACGCGCGUACACAAGGACGAAAUACCACACCCAGAAGACUACGGAUAUUAAUUUGUUUAAUGCUUAGCAUAAUUCCGAAUGUCUCUACAGACUGGAUGUGAAACAUAUAACAAAUUAGAAGAAAACGUAGUUCGAAAAAGAAAUAUACUCACUCACUAAACUAAAAACUUUCACUUCAAUCAUACCGAAGUGAUCAUUAAUAUCUCAACAUUGAGAUGAUGAAGAACACUGCGAACGCUACUAUUCAUAAUAACCACAUACAUCCAAUUAUGUACAUUAAUUUAUUUAUAAUAAUAUUAACAUGUAUUUUUAUACUGCUGCUAAAA
This is a messenger RNA of Hydractinia symbiolongicarpus, 3107 nucleotides long. Its product is annotated as elastin-like. The record is from RefSeq and is a predicted model, not a curated record. The transcript has 2 exons. The coding region runs from base 118 to 2832 and encodes 904 amino acids. NCBI's taxonomy places the organism in Eukaryota, Metazoa, Cnidaria, Hydrozoa, Anthoathecata, Hydractiniidae.